This is a messenger RNA of Heterostelium album PN500, 777 nucleotides long. RefSeq lists its product as uncharacterized. The record is from RefSeq and is a predicted model, not a curated record. NCBI's taxonomy places the organism in Eukaryota, Evosea, Eumycetozoa, Acytosteliales, Acytosteliaceae. The coding region runs from base 1 to 777 and encodes 258 amino acids. The transcript is spliced from 3 exons.
AUGGAAUAUUUUGGAGUAGUAAAUGAAGAUACUAGAGAAAAAUAUAGAACGGUACUACAAGGACUUGCAAAAUUUUCAAGAAAUAUAUGGCUAGCUUUAGAUCAAGAAGCAAUAGUGUUAGGAACCCAAUUUUUUGUUUACUUUGUGAUUUUCGACGACCUCAUUGAUACCAAUGAGCAAGAGUUUUGUAUCAUAAUUAUAAAAAGAGCAAUCAAUAUUUUUAAAUUGGGUAAACUAGAAGCCAAUGCUACACCACUUGAAAAAUUAGCAUUUUACUUCCUUCGGAUUGUAAAAGAUAGAGUCGGAGAUCAACAUCCAUUAAUGAAUCUAUUUAUAACAUCCUGCAUAGAGUAUUUUGAAAAUUUAGUACCGUGGCAAAGUAUAAAGGAAUUGAGAGAAAAAGAUGAAAGAAUGAAUAGUUUCCAUUUUAUGAAAACUCAAAAUAAUUGGUCAAAUCAAGAAUGUUUUGAUUUCAUAGAAAAAGAAUUGGAUAUUUGUUUUGAAGAAUAUUUUACUGAUGAAAACCUUCUUAUUCAAAAAUUCAUUCCUAAUCUUAAAAACAAAGAAGAUCAAGAAGAAUUUUAUCAAAUUCUUCAACAAUUUCAUACUCUUGUAUCUGCUUUAGUAUCUAUGUAUUUAGAAAGAGUAAAAUAUAAAUCACCAGAUUCCAUCUUUCUUGAACUUAGAAAAUUUUUUGUUUUUAGACACAGUGGAGGUCACUCCCAAGUUGGACUUGACGCAUUGGCACUCAACCACGAAGAACUGAUCGUUCUUUAA